UCUAUUAACAAAGCGUGGAUUUUUGAAUGCAUGUUGUUCGGGGUUCCUCCCCGACAUGGGCGGUUACUACCAACGAAUCGGUUUAUAUUCAGCUGCCGGACUUUGUUCGGGGAUAGUUCUGCUGCGGACACAUCCUCACCGGACUGGAGAAAUAAGGCAGUGAACGUGUGGCAGCUCACGGGAGCGCGCAGAGCGAAAAGUGGAAAGCUUUCAUCAGUGAUCUGAGUUCCAAAAUUUCCACCUCCUAAUCAGUUGCUUUUGCAGCUGACACCCCCACCCCCACCCCGGUUCUAAGACAAUGAUGGAGCUAAUGACCACGACCCCUUUCUAUAGCAUCAUCAAUGCAACAGAUUUUACUGGAAGAAAUGGCUCUUUGUAUGAGGACGAUGACGAGUAUGACUACAAGGAUGAUCUUGCUGAGCUGAGGCAGUCUCUCAACAUCAUGUCUCUCAUUGUUUACUGCCUGGCCUUUGUUCUCGGUGUGCUGGGGAAUGGAGUGGUUAUCUGGGUGACCGGGUUCAAGAUGAAGAAAACAGUUAACACUAUUUGGUUCCUCACUUGCGUGUCUGUGGUUUGGCCUGUCUGGGCUCAGAACCACCGAAAUGUACGCAAAGCAUCCUGUGUGAGUCUGGGUGUGUGGGUCCUGGCUCUGAUUCUCAGUGCUCCAUACUUCAUCUUCAAAGACACUGAAAGAUUCAAUAAAGACAUCAUCAUCUGCUACACCAACUAUACUCUUUUUGAUGACAAUGAAAGCUCAUCUGUGAAUCAUCAGGUCAUGGCCAUGACCCGCUUCCUCCUGGGAUUUGUUGUCCCCUUCACUGUCAUCGUGUCCUGUUAUGCUGUGAUAGUCCAUCGCCUCAGGAGGAGCCGCACCCUGGGCAGCAAGUCAAGUCGCCCCUUUAAGAUCAUUGCUGCUGUUAUCGCCACCUUUUUUCUGUGCUGGGCUCCUUAUCACAUUAUUUAUCUAAUUGAGAUGAUUAACUUCAGCUAUACUGACACUGAAACAUUACACCAUGUGACCACUAUCGGGACCCCUAUAGUAACCAGCCUGGCCUUUCUUAAUAGCUGCCUCAACCCACUCUUGUAUGUGUUUAUGGGCCAAGAUUUCAAGGCUAUAUUCAAGAGAUCCAUCCUGAAUGUACUGGAGAAUGCCCUCCAGGAAGAGGUUUCUCGCAAUGACAGAAAGUCAGUGGACACCAGUCAGAGCAAUGACAAGUCAGCUCUUAGUACUGAGGUAUAAGGUCCUCUAUGAAGAAACAAAUAUUCCAUUUGUGCAUAGCAAAUCAUUUCAACAAAAGUGUGUAAAUAUGCAUAUCAAAUUUUCCAUGCACUUUUGUUGUACUUAUACAGGUACCCUUGAGAUGAGCCUUAAACACCAUCCCAGAUUGAACCAUUUCAGUCUGAAUGAGCAAUUCAUGUGCCGUUUACUGUGUGGUAGGCUAACUGAUCAAGUCUAUCACCACUUUAAUCACAGUGUGUACAAUCUGGAGGACAAAAAUGAAAAUACUAUUGUAAUAAGUUGUGAUGCCUUUUGUGGACUAAGCCUUUACUGAACAAGGCAGUAGUGGAAUGUUUUGAUCACACAGAGCAAAUGGUCCAAUUUUUGUCUGCUCUU
Molecule: messenger RNA, 1615 nt
Organism: Monopterus albus (swamp eel)
Lineage: Eukaryota; Metazoa; Chordata; Actinopteri; Synbranchiformes; Synbranchidae
Product: C3a anaphylatoxin chemotactic receptor-like
Biological process (GO): complement receptor mediated signaling pathway; inflammatory response; phospholipase C-activating G protein-coupled receptor signaling pathway
Cellular component (GO): plasma membrane
Molecular function (GO): complement receptor activity; G protein-coupled receptor activity
Source: RefSeq, a predicted model, not a curated record